AUGUCGAAAUCCCGUGAGCCCGAGAAGCCCGUCUCCUCUGAAACCACUUCUGACGACGAUUACUCGUCCGAGGAAAUCGAAUCUGAGCCAGAACCGAUCCUAAAGUCUUCCGCACCGCCGGCCGCCGCCAGGAAACGCGAAACCCCUUCCACCACACAGCCCGCCGCACCCGACGAGGAUUCUGGAUCCGAAACCGAUUCAGAAUUCGAAUCCGAAUCCGAAUCCCGCAAGAAGUCCAGAAAAAAAUCCAAAGCGGCCGCCGCCGACUCCGCCUCCGCUUCCCUGGCCAGAUCUACAAGAAAGAGGGCCGUGGAGGAGGUUAAGGGGACGGAGCCCACUGUCACCAAGAAGUCGAAGACCAGCAAGAAGGCUGAAGCCGAGGCUUCUCAAUCUGAGAAGAAACAAUUGUUCCAGAGGAUAUGGGGCGAGGGCGACGAAAUAGCCGUCCUGAACGGAAUUAUGCAGUUUAGGGCCGAGAAGAAAUCCGAACCGAAUGAUAAUUGGGACUCGUUUCACGAUUUCAUCAAGGAAAUUGCAAUGGGAUGGACACCAACAAUAUUGAGGAUUCACGGGCUAGUGAGAAUCCAGUCGAAGAAGGGGAAAUGA
Molecule: messenger RNA, 606 nt
Organism: Striga asiatica
Lineage: Eukaryota; Viridiplantae; Streptophyta; Magnoliopsida; Lamiales; Orobanchaceae
Source: the annotation of a GenBank genome assembly